UCUCUCUCUCUCUCUCUCUCUCUAGCUGUCAUGGGUACUAUCUCCAACCCAGCAACGAGCUAUUCAUUAAUGGAUAUGUGGUUUGAUUUGGACGAAGCAUUGACACUGCCUGAAGAACAUAUAGGAGGUGCCUGUGGCGGUGGGAAUAUAAAUAGUAAUGCAACUGGGACAGUUAACACUUUGGUAGCCAACAUGCCAACGGUGGCUGCAGUUGAACUUGAAGCUGCAAUUUGCUCAGUUUGUGCUCAAGGUUUUUAUCAUGAUCAAUGUUCAGAUGAUGAUGAAGAAGAAGAAGAAGAAGAAAAAAUGAAUGGUAUUGCCAUUGGUGUUGAUAUAUAGCUUGCUAUAAACCCAAA
Prunus dulcis (almond) is the source of this 356-nucleotide messenger RNA. RefSeq lists its product as uncharacterized. Bases 31 to 339 code for a protein of 102 amino acids. The transcript has 2 exons. The record is from RefSeq and is a predicted model, not a curated record. NCBI's taxonomy places the organism in Eukaryota, Viridiplantae, Streptophyta, Magnoliopsida, Rosales, Rosaceae.